CAAUCAACGAUUAAUUAAUUAAACAAACAUUUGUUAAUUAUUCAAGAAGAUAAAAUAAGAAAUAAUGUCGGUCACUUCUUUUGUAUUUCAUUGAGUUUUAGACGCAACCUGAUAUAAAAAAAUAACUAAUCUAUUACGUCGUAUUUUAAAUAUAUAAUGGGCGGCAAUUUUUUUUUUUUUAAAUGGGCGCUUUUUAUUUAUUUUUAUGACUCUCGUAUUAUUUUUCAAUUCUUUUAAAAAAAUAAUGUUUGUAUCGAUCCCUUAUAUUUAUAAACAGAAAAAAAUGAAGAAGAAAUAACUAUUCGUCUAUUUUUUAAUAAAUUAAAUGCUAUUACAUGUUUUUAACCUCAUAUUUGUCAAAAAAAAAAGAAAAAAAUUUAAAAAAGGGACGUUAAUUAUAAUUUUUGGAAAUUUAAAUCUAAUGUAGCACAUUUUCUCCAAAAAAAAAAAUGUUUUCAAAUACAUCGUUAUCACAUUCUAAAGACUUUCUGGAGGACAUUGAUUCAUUUUUGAGGAAAACAAUACUGAACAAGCAGGAAAUAUGUUUUGGGUCCAAAUGUUCUCGAGAUUUGUUUACCAAAAGAGGAAUGAAUUCUUUCAUGAAAUAUUAUUCCAGAGAUGAAUAUCCAAAUAUUUCACCGUGCAGUUAUAAUGUUCUAGAAUCAUUUAAACGUAUUCACACAAAGCCAUGCCUUGGUGCCAUAAGUAAAAGAGGAUUUAGUGGUCCCGCUAGAUUUGCAAUAAAUUCAAAAUCGACUGAAAAAUCUCCAGCUCCUUGUGAUUAUAGUCCUCCAAUUCUGUUUUCGUCUGAUAAAAAAGAAUCGAAAGCUCCAUUUUUCUCUUCAUCAAAGAGAAAAUCCCACACGAUCAAUAAAAAUCCCGGACCUGGCUUGUAUAAUCCCUAUGACAAGAAACGUAAUAUUCUUUUCAAUCACAGUUUUGGUGGACGAAAAAAAAUACAUCUUCCAGUUGAGAUAAAAUGUUGUAGUCAAAAAAAUGAUACUUGUAAAAUCUGUGAGGAGAAACCUUACGGAGAUUAUUGGCAUUGGGAAAAUCAAAUUUUCCUUUGUAGACCUUGCAUGUUGGAACAACAAAAAAAUCAUUCCAAAUUUACAAGGAAGGAACUUUUCCAAUUUUCUAAAUUAAGAGAUUGCUCAGGGAUACAUUUACACGAGGGAACAACGGCAAAAGUUUGGUUAAUUCAUCCAAAUCAAAUUGUAAAAUCUGCUCGUAAAGAAGCAUAUCUAUCGUGUUUUUUCGAUUCCUAAUUGUUUAACUAAAAUUAAUUAAUUUAUGUACAAUUUAAUUUUUACCAAAAAAAUGAAAAUUGUAGUUUAAAUAAUUUUGUAACUGGUAGAUAAAAAUAAAAAUAAACUUGUACUUUAAAUUAUAGAAAUGAAAUAAUUAUU
Molecule: messenger RNA, 1409 nt
Organism: Leptopilina boulardi
Lineage: Eukaryota; Metazoa; Arthropoda; Insecta; Hymenoptera; Figitidae
Exons: 6
Coding region: 450-1268 (272 amino acids)
Biological process (GO): regulation of cell projection organization
Cellular component (GO): ciliary basal body
Molecular function (GO): cytoskeletal protein binding
Source: RefSeq, a predicted model, not a curated record